GCCAAUGGUAUCACACUCUCCUGUCUCCUCUCCAAGACAACUUCAAUAAUCCUCAUCAAAAAAUGAAAUUCAUUAUUCUGUUCGCCUUUUUGGCCGUGGCUUUGGCCGCACCCCAGCGUCGCCCCCAGAGUACUUUGACUGCCCCACGCCGUCCUCAAGCUUCACCCCAAGCGCAGCGUCCAGGAAUCAAAACUCCGGAGGGAGAACCCAUUGCCAUUAUCUCAUCCAACAGCGAAAUGAACGCCGAUGGCAGCUACUCUUUCGAUUUCGAGUCUGCUGAUGGCACCAGAGUCCAGGAGAGCGGAAACCAAAAGAAAGUCGGACCUAAACCCGAGGAUAUUGGCACCGUUUCCAGGGGCUCUUACUCUUACACUUCUCCGGAUGGCGUUGUCCUCUCCAUCAACUGGACCGCCGAUGAAAAUGGAUUCCAGGCCGCUGGCGAUCACCUGCCCACUCCUCCCCCGAUGCCCGAACACGUCGUCAAGAUGCUCGCAGACUUGAGAGCUCGCGGACUCCUGUAAACUACUCUGCCCAUCAUCAUCCCCGUUCCCAGUGAAAUCCCAUUCUCUUUUUGUAAAGGAAUAAUUUCAAUCGUUACCUGAAUACUUUUUCUUCGAUGUAAAAAAUUUCAGACUUGAAGUUCAUUUGAAUAAUUCUGCAAUCAAGACUCAAGAGUCAAUUAAGUUCUUAAUUUCAAUGAUCACUAGAUAAAAUGUCUUCUUAUCAAUUACAAGACAAAAUAACAAAUUC
This is a messenger RNA of Daphnia pulex (common water flea), 750 nucleotides long. RefSeq names its product endocuticle structural glycoprotein SgAbd-3-like. Bases 63 to 521 code for a protein of 152 amino acids. The record is from RefSeq and is a predicted model, not a curated record. Gene Ontology annotation, cellular component: chitin-based extracellular matrix. The transcript is spliced from 3 exons. Gene Ontology annotation, molecular function: structural constituent of chitin-based larval cuticle. NCBI's taxonomy places the organism in Eukaryota, Metazoa, Arthropoda, Branchiopoda, Diplostraca, Daphniidae.